AUUGCCCCGUCUCUUCCCCCUCAUUUCCAUGUAGAAAAAUGGCGGAGCGGAGCUGCGGAGGCUGCAUCGGCUGAGCUGCUUCAAACACUAUUCACGGGCACUCAGUCGCCGCGGACGGGGGCCACCGUGUCGCGAGGGCACUGCCGCAGGAGCGGGGCGAGGUUCAUCUCCGAUCCGGCGGAGGUUUUCAUUUAUUGUUUUCCCUCGAAGGGGAGGCGCUGGAGCCGAGUGAGCAGCCACGAAAACAAGUCAUGAACGGGGAUAUUGUUUGCAAUUCACUUACUGUCUUAAGCCACACCAAGUCAACAUCACCAGGUCAGGAUGAAAAGAGGAUCAAGCUGACACAGGAAGGGAGAUGCCCUCCAAUAAUCUCACAGCAAAAUGAAGCUCAGUGGCAGGGAGAGGGCCGGAGAACAAAUACCAUCGCUACACCAAAAGACGCAAAGAGCCAGUGUUCGCCCUUCUGGACAGAUGAACAACCAUCACCUCCGCAGCUCUACUGCCCUCAGACCUGCUUUCGUUCCCCCACCGAAACCUCCCUGCCUCUCGGCAACAGCCUAUGCCACACUCUCCUCCUCACUGGCAAUGGCAGUGCACUCCGCGGUCACAAGAGGAGAGAUGUCCGCCCCAAGGUCGGGGGAAAGAAACCACCUCGACGAAUUGCAGCUGGGAAAAACUCCCAAAACCGAAAAGUUACCGACUACUAUCCUAUAAGACGAAGCUCGAGAAAAAGUAAAAUCGCUUUAAAGUGUGAACAGAAGCAGCUCAUAGACGAUCUCAUCACAAAUGGAAUAGAGGAAGGACUGGAGGUGCAACAUAUAGAAGGAAAGGGGAGAGCAGUGUUUGCCACUCGGUGUUUCGAGAAAGGCGAGUACGUGGUAGAGUACCACGGAGACCUGCUGCAGAUCACCGAUGCCAAGAAGAGGGAGGCCGAAUACGCUCAGAACCCUGCCACUGGCUGCUACAUGUACUACUUCCAGUACCUCUGCAAAACAUACUGUGUAGAUGCCACGAAAGAGUCUGGUCGAAUGGGUAGGUUGAUAAAUCACAGUAAAAAUGGAAACUGCCAAACCAAACUCCACGACAUCAACGGCGUCCCUCACCUCAUCCUCGUCGCCUCCCGAGACGUCGACGAAGGCGAGGAGCUGCUCUAUGACUAUGGAGACCGCAGUAAAGCCUCUAUCGCAGCUCACCCAUGGCUCAAGUACUGAUUUGAGGGGCCUCCAAAAAAAAAGGGAAACACACAGUAACACUUGUGUUUCUCAUUUGCUAGUGUACAAAUUGCCUUAGAAACAGAAUGUGUACCCUUUUUGUUCCAAUACCAAGGAAGCUGGUUGGGUUGAGUAGCUGUUAAUGGGGCUUGAGGGUUGAUCGGGUACUUAUCAUGUUUCGAUUGGUCCAUCUGCCUUGUCAGAUGACGUGUAGUUUUAUUUAUAUGUGUAUAUGAGGCAUUCUAGUUGUUUUGCAGCACAUUUAUUUUGUACAUUUUUGUAUUUCCUAUAGACCAAUGCUUCUACAGCAUGCAGGUGGUAGUUGAUGCUCUGCAUUUUUAUACUGCUUUUUCUUAAUUAGUGGUUAGAUACUUAGCAAUACUUCUAUUUAUGGCCCCAGAACUCCUUUGAAUCAGUGAGAAUUAUGGGAUGCAAAUGACAAAGCCUUUUUAAAGACAUAUUCUGUGGAAUUUUAAUUUCAGCCAUUAAAAUCACACAACCUUCCAUUGUUUAGAGGGAGUGUAAUAGUUCACCACACCCAUGGUUCUGGAGGAAUUGUGGCGACUGAGUACAAAAAACAGUUGAUUCAAGUAUUAUACUUUAAAGUGGGAAAUAACAGUGUUCAACAAACAGACUUUCCUCCUGUUUUCAUGCCCUUUUUUAUUCUUUAGCACAAAUAAUCUUAAUAUUUUAGGUGCAUAUUGGAAUUAAGUGUUCAAAUAUCCAGGGGAGUGCAGACAGUUUUAUAUUUGUUUCCUUAAAGGCAAAUAUAUGAAAGUUUAUCUAUGAAUUAAUGAUUAUUGAUCAUUAACCCGGUAAUAUGAUUAUGUAGUCAGUGUUUUCAGAAAUGAGGUCUCCUUUUUAAUUUCUCUUGCAUAGGAAUUCUUUACCUGGUGACAUUCUCUAUAUUACUGCGCUGUGUAAAUAUAUUUAUUGGCUUGCUGUUGCAAAGUCAGGGGCGAUUUCAAGAAAAUGUUUGACCUUUUGGGAAAUUAGUUUGAGUUAAAUUUGAAGUUCAUUUUCUGGUAAUCUUUUUUUAACCUAAAAUUCCCUUUAUGACUGUGAUGCUGGGAAGGCAUUUAGCUUGUCACAAUAAUCUGUUAUGUUCUGUGGCUGAAUUAGUUGAGACGAAGGUAAAGAGGAACAGCGAAGCUUUCAGUCAUAUUUGAUGUUCACAAAACCACUGACCAACAAAAUAUAUGCAAACUAUAGAAAGUUUUAUCACUGAGCUAUGACCCAAACAAUUUUUUAAAGGAAAACUAUAAUCAGUGCUUACUUUAUUAGGUACAUCAGUGAUCUCUAAUACACCAGCUCAUCCAUAAUUUCUUCCUUUACAAAGGUCUUUGUGUUAAUAUAACUAUCUUUAUUAUUGAGGUUGCAGUUUUAGAGCAGUCUUGAGACUCCAUUAUAUUGAGAAAGUUGUGUUCCCCUCAUUUACAAACAAGAGGAUAGAAGAACAUUAAAAAACAUUGCAGUCCAGUUAAACACCACUGCAAACUACAACCUUUAUAAUGAAUAAAUAGUGUCUAGUAUAACGCUAUUAUCUAAAUGUAGAAUUUAUGGCUGAUGAGUUUUAUGAACCAUCUGUUUUAUGUUGGAGGUGUACCUAAUAAUGGAGGAACCAGGGAGUGUAGUUUCAGCUUAGUGGUAUUGAGCUAAAGUCACUUUUGUCACUGCAUGUUAUUAUAAUGAGCACAGGGGCAGCAGAUUCAUUGGAAUAUAGUUUAACUUUUUGUGUCGAGGGAAACUUGGCCCACAAAUAAAAGCAUCAAAUCUGAGUCCUCGGACCGCUUCCAGCCUUUCUGCUAAGCUAAGCUAACUGUAGCUUCAUAUUUAGCAAGAGUGCUAUCAGUGUUUUAAUUUAACUCUCUGCAAGAAAGCAAAGAAACCUGUUUCCCAAAAUGUCGAAUUAUUCAUUUAAAAGCGAACAGGCUAAAGUAUCUGCAGGGAAAACACAUGAAUUUAAUGCUCACUCAACAUGCAGACAUGGGUCUGAUGGACUGGUGCACUCCCUCUAUAUAACAUAGAAUUUCUACACAUCGGGGGGGGUUUUCGAACCCACAAAGCUGUCAUCUUCUUCACAACCCGAUAUUCAAUGUGAAAAGUAAUUAUUUAUAAUUUCGUUUAUUUAAUAGCUGAACUGCCAACAGGUCAUUUUUGUUUUACUUGACAUUUUAUCAGUUUUUUUCAAAUGUAUUACUGAAGCCAGAAGGUCCACGAGUUCUGUCACAUCCAAUCACUUACUCCAAAUGUUUUAUCCUGUUUCUCUUUUCAAUUAACCAGAAAACCACUUGACUUUCUUUUUUCUUUUUUUAUACUUUGGCUUGAAAAAUCUUUGAAGCAAUUGAUCAUAUAUCAUUAUAUCUGAAAAUAAUUGUUGAUCAACUAAUCAACUAAUUGUUUUAACCCUUAUAUAAAAAAAAAAGAAUCAGUAUUUUACUUGGACUAAUCACACUUCUUUGGUCGUAUACUAUGUUACCACAGAGAAAUGGCCACAUGCUGUUCAGCAGCUGUGAUGUUGAUCCUUACUGCGUAACCCAUUGGAAAGGAAGCAGCAGAAUCCUCUGUUCUGUCACUGGGGACGGUUUAAAGUAGAACAAUCUGUGUUAAAGGAUCAGACGGGUGAGAUUCUAUGUUUUCUGAUGCUGUCAGAAAAUCCAAUGAAAAGACUCAAACCAAACAAUGUGUUAGUUCAUUUCACAUUAGUUUUUAACAAACAGAUGAAGUUGUGCAUUUGUUGGGGACUAUUUUCAGGAGCGGAUUAAUCCACAUUUGGUGCUGUAGUGAGUAUAUGUGGCAGCAGGGCAGGGUGUGUGGGACUAAAUCAACCACAGCGCGUGUGUUCAUGAUGAAGGAACUUGUGAGACCAGUGCACCAGUGUGAUUCACUGGUGUGUUUUUAAUGGUUUUUACGACACAGUGAAAGAAUAAGACUCUUAAGUACACACACACACACUAAAUCUGUUCAUUGAUGGUUGUGGUCUUUUCAUGGGAGUUACUCAGUCAGAAAUAAAUUUGAAUAUCACCUGUCUCCAUUCAAAAUUUGUUCGACAUAGGUCAUUAUUUGAAUAUAUUGGUUCAGCACAAGUACGAUGAAUUUAAAUGAAUUUGUGUUGGCAUUUGUAUAUUUUUUUUCUGUCUCCCAGUGAAAUUUCUCGGCAGACAUGGACAUAUGCAUCUUCACUUCUUCUAGCAGGGUAACACAUGAAUUCAUUCACUUGUGGUGUCUUUAGUAUGAUGUAAAUUUGAGUAGUGUAAUGUAAUUGUUUCGCGGGAUCCUGGGGCUCUGUCUUAAUAGGAAUAGUUUCACAGUUUGGGAAGCUCACUUAUUUGCAUUUUUGCCAGAGAGUAGAGGAGAAUAUUAUUUCAUUUCAUUAUUUAUUAUUUUUGUUGCAGCUAACGUGGGACUUGACCAAAUGAUAUCCAUCCUCUUGUCGUACAUCCCUUAAUCAUGAGAGGACAACUGCGGUUCUUGAAGUUUCCCAAAUAUUCAGUAUAUUAUUGAAUUCCAGGAUUCUUUUGAUUCCAUGUUUCAAUAUCAUUCGAACACUAGAAGUAUCAUCAGUGUUAAAACAAAGAGCCCAUGUGAGAAAGAGAGGUUUAGGAAAUACACUGUGUGUAAAACAUAAAAAUCCAUUUCCUUCUUCCAUGUCCCCUGUCACCUCUAACAGUAGCAUUGUGUUGAAAGUGUGAAAUGUUUUCAUAUGAGCCUUUCUUAAACAAAUAUCUUCUGGGUUAUUUCAUGUUUUUCUAUGUAGAACUAAUGCAAUAAUAUCUGAGGGAAAGAACUGACCUGUUGGCCAUUUUAGGACAUAAUAAAUCUUUGCUGUUGUAGCGUUGAAUAAAUCAUAAUGCUGGGGUUAAGGCAUCGAUGAAUAAAGAUGUGUUAUGCAAGUAA
This is a messenger RNA of Hippoglossus stenolepis (Pacific halibut), 5108 nucleotides long. It is a transcript of the gene kmt5aa, whose product is annotated as lysine methyltransferase 5Aa. NCBI's taxonomy places the organism in Eukaryota, Metazoa, Chordata, Actinopteri, Pleuronectiformes, Pleuronectidae. Gene Ontology annotation, molecular function: protein binding; histone H4K20 methyltransferase activity. The coding region runs from base 252 to 1211 and encodes 319 amino acids. The transcript has 7 exons. The record is from RefSeq and is a predicted model, not a curated record.